Molecule: messenger RNA, 2228 nt
Organism: Pecten maximus
Lineage: Eukaryota; Metazoa; Mollusca; Bivalvia; Pectinida; Pectinidae
Product: E3 SUMO-protein ligase NSE2-like
Exons: 7
Coding region: 251-958 (235 amino acids)
Biological process (GO): protein sumoylation; double-strand break repair via homologous recombination
Cellular component (GO): Smc5-Smc6 complex; nucleus
Molecular function (GO): SUMO ligase activity; zinc ion binding
Source: RefSeq, a predicted model, not a curated record
AGUUGCGUCCCUUGUGUGGAAGUCUUUGACAGAAAAGCGGGAGUUACUGAUGAUUGCUGAACUGGAAGUUGCAAACCAUGAGCGAUCUGUCAUUAUUGGUGGUUUGAUACUUUAGUAUACUGUUGAGCUACCUGUUGGCACAAUAAGGUAAUUGACGUCAAUCGUAUAAUCUGAUUGGAGGCCAGGGAAGGUCAUUAUAUAAAAUUGAUUUGUGAACAAGAAUUAAAGGAACCACGUCAAACCUAUAAACAUGUCCUCAGGUGCCACACAUUUUGGUGUUGUUGACCAGGCGAUCAAGUCAAUGAAAACUGUGGAGGAAUAUAUAGAUGUUGGGAUGGAGACUACAAUUGAUGUUGUACAAGACUUAGUGGAGAAUGACAAAGAAAAUGAGGCUGGGGUGACGGAGCUAGAGGCAGUUAUGAAAAGUUAUAUAAAGAUGGAAUCAGAUCUGCACAGGUUCUUGGAGGCAGUUCAGCAAGUCAGACACAAGGCAUCCAAGUCACGGGAGCGUUUGGACUUGGAGAGUCUGCUUGAUAAGACUUUAGAAGAAUUGCCAGAAGGCAACGUGGAGCUUCUGUGUCAGGACCAUGAAAAGUUUAAAGACUUCAAGGAAAGAAUAUUGGAAAUUCAAAACCCAGAAGACGAGUCCGUCCCAGCAUUGGCCGGGUCAUCAAGUACAGUAGACGAUGAUGUGGCCAUGACACAGCCAGAGGUUAAUACUCGAUGUCCGUAUACGGGAAUGGAGAUGAAAAAUCCUGUGAAAAAUAAACUAUGUGGACACAAGUAUGACAAGGAGGGCAUCAUGCAACACAUCAAAAACAAAGGAAAGCGUGCGAAGUGUCCUAUUAACGGGUGUGGGAACACAAAAGCUUUGGACGUUAACUGUCUGGAAGAAGAUCGCGAACUCAAACGUUACAUCGAACGCAAACAAAGAGGAAAACGCUCACAGCGAACUUAGCAACAGGAUUAAAUCGUGUGCAAGUUUUAAUUUUGAAUGCUGUUUUUUUUUAACAAGUUAACGUUCUACUGGAUAUUUAAUAUGAACUCGUAACAUGCUGUAUGUACCUGUAUGUACCUGUAUGUACCUGGACAGUUGUUUAUCUGUUUAAAAAAAAACUAAACAUAAAACUGGUGAUUCCGAUGAAAUUAUACUUGUAGGCUAUAAAUGGAAGCCAUCGGAUUUCAUGUUGAUUUCAUUUUCAUUAUUUACAUCAUUUCCUUCCCAUGAAAAAAAUUCUAUUAAGCGAGAGAAAUACUGGCUUUGUAUAUGUUACUGUUUUAAUUAAACUACUUUUUAUUGUCCCUGUUUGGUAAACCUCUUAUUCCUGAAGUUGGGUAGAUAUUUAACAGAAAUAGCUCUAAUCUAAGCUGUGUUGUAUCAGAUUUGUCACGCAUGAUUCAUUUUGAAAAUUAUAGAAAAAUUUUAACGUUUAAUCGGUGCUAAUUGAAGACAUGAUUUGAAUCUGUGACAAAAAGAAUUUAAUGAAAAUUUUGAUAGACAAGUAGUGUUUCUGUAAAAAAUUUAAAUUUUUACAUUUUUUUUUAAUUACAAGUGAAAACAUUUUGGUAUAAAAGAUUUGCAAUACCUGUAGAUCAAGAAUCGGCCUUGGUGAGAUAUACAUACUUAUUCAGUGUAGUUUUCUGAUCUUCCAGGAAGGUACAUUUGCAUAUGUAAAUAAUUAGCUGUAUUGAGAGAAAGGAAAAGAAAUAAUGAUGGAUUAGGAAUAAUUCAAGAGUGAGAGAGAUGAAAUUGUGAGAAUUGAGAAGAUGUAUUUUUAAAAGUUGAGAAUUGAAUAUAUAGAGAUAGAGAGAACUUAAAAUGUUUGAGAGAGGUGUAAGAUUGAUUGAAUUGAGGAAGGGAGAAGAAGUAUAGCAAAAACUAUAUUGAUUGAUAGAGAAAAUUUUAAUUUUGAUAUGUAAAACAUAUUUGUUUCUUUAAAUUAAUUAAAAUUUCAUCAAUUGUGUUACAUAAAAGGUGAUAAAUUUGCCAUCUGGAUCAGUAUGUUUUAAUUAAGAGUCAAGUAAGUUUAAAGGUUGCCCCUUAAAAGUUCAUUAUUUCAGAAAUAAGGAUAGAAAAUAAGAAAGAAUUUCAAGAUUAAAGUUUAAAUUGUAAUGUGAAUGAAGUUGGAUGUAUUUUAGUUGAAUGAAUUGUGUUACAAGCCUGAUAUUUUUGCAUCUGUAAUAUCUAAACUAAUGUUUAUGUGAAAUAAAAGAAAGAAUGCUUCAAA